This is a messenger RNA of Physeter macrocephalus (sperm whale), 5992 nucleotides long. RefSeq names its product shisa like 1 (gene SHISAL1). The record is from RefSeq and is a predicted model, not a curated record. The transcript is spliced from 4 exons. The coding region runs from base 449 to 1138 and encodes 229 amino acids. NCBI's taxonomy places the organism in Eukaryota, Metazoa, Chordata, Mammalia, Artiodactyla, Physeteridae.
UGGGUACUGGAGAUACUUAGCAGGGUGACCACUCCAAGCUCUUCUGGGGAUAGGCCCUUGGUGGCCUGCGUUUUUCAUGCAGGGAGGCAGAGGCCCAGAGAAGGUCAGGGACCAGCCCAAGGUCACACCGGGCCUCCGUGUGGGAGCUGGGAACCUGGGUGCCCAGAUUCCCUUCCUUUUAUGCCCUUUUCAAAAGUCACCUACUCUUUGAAGCCUCCCCUGCAUCCAUCACCCUAUCCGGGCCGGAUCUGGCGCCCUCCGGGCCCCCGCAGCCCAUCAGGGUCCUGCCAUCAGAGCCCAGAUCAUGCUGCAUCGCGACCACCAUUGGCGCACCUCCCUCCUUGGGGGCAGAUGCGUCCAGGCACAGAGGUGGCAGCAAUGACUGAAUGAAUGAUGGUUUGCACAUCUGGCCCUCUCCUACAGGCCGGCUCCUCUCCUGCACGCAGCGAUGAGCAGAAACCCCACCGCGAGGCUUUCUGAUCUCCACGACAGCCAGCUCGGACCUGGCAACGGACAGCUGAUUACAGCCAUACUAUCAAUAACAACAAUAAUAAACACAACUACGGCACUGCCGCCACCAAUUACCAAGCCUUACCAAGAACCAGUCUUGUCCGCGCAUUUCCGGGUCUGUGAGCCAUACACGGACCACAAAGGCCGCUAUCACUUUGGCUUCCACUGCCCCCGGCUCUCGGACAACAAAACCUUCAUCCUCUGCUGUCACCAUAACAACACGGUUUUCAAAUACUGCUGCAAUGAGACAGAGUUCCAGGCGGUGAUGCAGGCAAACCUCACGACUGGCUCCGAGGGCUACAUGCACAACAACUACACCGCCUUGUUGGGAGUGUGGAUCUAUGGCUUCUUCGUGUUGAUCCUGCUGGUCCUGGAUCUUUUGUACUACUCGGCAAUGAACUACGACAUUUGCAAGGUUUACCUGGCACGGUGGGGCUUCCAUGGACGGUGGAUGAAACGGGACCCCAGGCGGUGGGGGAACCCUGCCCGGGCACCCCGGCCAGGGCAGCCGGCCCUGCAGUCCCAGCCUCCCCCGGGUCCCCUGCCGCAAGCCCCCCAGGCCGUACACACGCUGCAGAGAGACAGCCACAGCCCACCGCUGAUGAGCUUCCAGGGUUCGUCUGCCUGAACUCUUCAGCCUUGUGGCCUCUUUCUCCCCUCCUCCCAUCCCAGCUCUGUAUUAGGUGGAUGAUCCUGGCUUUCCAGCUCCUGGAGGCUUCUCCAUUCCUGGCCCAGGGCCCAGCUUCUUCCCUGGGGAGAAGGACCAGAGUUCUUCCUCUUGGAAGAGGGGCCGGGGAGGAAGAGGGCUGCAAAUGCACACUCAGCCCCUUGGUUCCUGGGGUCCCCAUCACGAGGUGCAUUCCUCUUCUGGGGUCUCCACAUGCCUGUUUGGAGCCCUUAUUUGGGGAUGGGGAACUCUGGAGCCAAGAUCCAGCCCUGAACGACUCCAGGGGAGACUGAGGCAGGAGGCUCAUCAUAGGCACCCCGGAGGGGAGACCCAAGGAUGCUGCAUCUGCCCGGUCCAGCGGCUGGGAGCAGGUACUAGACCUGGAUGCCUGGCAGUGGACUGGGCUGACCUCGGCACCCCCAGCUGAGUCCUGCGAGGGGCCAGGCACCUAGCAGGGCUCGGCGAACACUCAGAAACCCACGAAGGAGGCUGUGGGCGCCGCUCCCUGCACCCUCCUCCAGGCAGCCGGCAUUGAUCUACUCAGUGUCAGGCGCUCAGGGCACAGAGACACAGAAAGAAACAAGACCGGAGGGCAGAAAAAGGCAGUAGCCGCUGCUCAGGGCCAACCAUGUGCCGGGCACCCGUCACGGGCUCCGUCGGCCAGGUUGGCACCAGGCAACCGUAACGCCAUCAGCCUUCUUAAGGGGAUAUUUUUAGCAUUAUCGUCACUGUCGGCAUUAUCAGAAGCAGCACGUGUGUUUGGGCCGGAGUCAGAUGGCUCAGGUUCAAGGCCCACCUGUGCCACUCGGAGGCUCUGCGACCUUGGGCAGCCCGUUCCACCGGCCCCUGCCUCAGUUUCCCCAUGUAAAUACCAGGGGUCAUAAUCAUCCUGAGAAUUAAAUGGGCUGAUCCUUGUACAGGCCUGGUACCUGGUCCUCAAGUGCCGGCGAUUCUUGAGAUCAUUUCACAUUUGGGUAAAUAAACGUGGUAGGGGUCCUGCCCUGCCAGGGUUGAUGGGGGGGGCGGGAACAGCAUUCACCCCGUGCCCCACACAGGCCAGCCACAUGCCGCUUGUUUCGUAGGGCUGUUGAGCCCCAUCUUCAGAUGUGGAAACUGGGGGGCUCGGAGGAGUUCAUUGACUUGCCCAGGUGAGCCAGCGAAGGGGAGAGGGAUGCAGGGUCCCACCCCAGGGCCGAUGGCCUCUCUGCUGAGGCUCGCAGAGCCCCUGGAGAGGUGGCCUCGUCCACGGGAGGGGGAAGGAACCUCUUCGUCAGAAGCUUCUCCGGUGACCAAGCUGCCCCUUAAAGAGCAGUAUCGGAGGUCGUGCAUCAGGGGCGCUGCAUCUCAGAGCAGUGCCUGCCUCCGUGGUCCCCGCAGACCCACAUUCCAUCCACCCCCAUCACCGGAAACGCCAUUUCCUUGCUGCCUGGCAGGGCCAGGCCCAAACUGCGUGGCCACUCGGGAUGGCACUGUGGUGCCGCCGCCUCGGAGCCCACGGUCACUGAGUUAUGGACCCGGCCUGGACCCGGGGGCGGGGAGGUGCGGUCCGAGGGGAUGAAGAGCAGCCGCUUUCAGUUAAUUUCACGGAGAAGCUGGCUUUCCCUUCGUUUAGAACAGAAUGACCUCGGACUGCAAAGUUUUCUGCUAAAAUCCCGUGGACUCAGUCUCCCCUGGUGCCCACACCUCCGUGGCUCAUUGCCUCCCGGAAAGUGGCGACAAGGUGCCCUGCUUUUUUGCGCAUAAUGUCUCCCUUGCUCACUUGACACGCUCUGGUUUUCUCCCGAGUUUAGGGAACGUUUCACCUCGGCCCUCGUCGCACCCCUGCCGGCUCCCAGGCGGCAGGAGGGCAAUUCUGGGUUAUGCUCCGCCCUCCCCUGCCUCUCCCUCCUCCUGACUUUCUUUUUGCCCCAAGCUCCGGGUCUAUUUCCUGGUGAAUCACAUCUCUAUUAUCGUGCUACAGAUCCCCCCCGCCGGGCUGGAACCUACGCCCACUGCAGGCAUCUUGUCUCUGGUGUUCAGGGCACAUAGUAGGUGCUCAGCGAAUGCCAUCUGAUUGACGCAACAGCAACAGAGCUGGAGUCAGCCCUGCCACGUCACCCUAACCCUCAGGCUGCGUGCUUUAUUGCUAGAGCCCCCCUAGGGGUGCAGUGGAGCUAAAGGAGAAAAGGGAGGCGGCCUGGGGUGCUGCAGGUACCACCCAGGGUCCUCACUGCAGCUUCAGGGAGAGGGGUCCCCGAGGCACGGUGUCACCCCUGCUGCCUCGACGCUUGUGUGUGUCAUUGUCACUGCUACGGGCCCAGGGGAGCAAGCAGGGCCUCCAGGUCAGACACAUCUGGCUUUGAAUCCCGGCUUGACUCCUCAAGACCGGCCCGAGCCUCAGUUUCCUCAUCUGUAAAAUGGGGACAAUCACAGCCUCACCUCACAGGGACGUCUCAGGACCAGAUGAGGUUCUGGCUGCCCUCUCAGGACCCCAGCCCGCCGUUGCCCCUGCCUCACUCCCUCUGGUUUGUCCCACCUCCCCAUCUCCCGAGAGGGUUUCAGCUCCUAACCUGGCCCCCAAGGCCCUCCCCAGCCUAUCUCGCUCUCUCUGAAGCCUCAGGCUGCUGCUCACCCUGCUCCAAGACGCACGGGAGCAAGUCGGGCGCUGGAACCAUGGUUACACUUACAGUUUAGACUCCCUCCCCGCCCCCCCUCACCAAUCAUUAUUUCCCUUGGUCCUUGUAAUUCCCACCCUGGGAACUGAGCUGCACAGCUCUACCAUCCCCUUUUACAGAUGAGCAAACACAGGCCCAGAGAGCCUAAGUCACUGGCCCACGGCCACACAGUAAGUCCACGGACUUAAGCCAGGGUCUCCCUAGUCCAAAGUCUCUCGGAACUAAGUACGACCCUGAGCCGACUGCCACAGCCCCUGCCAACCUCAGAGCCUCACACCCCACAGCAAGAUAGGACUACAGGGGCUUCUAUCUUCCCCACGGAGGAAAGCUGUGCAGUCUUCCCCUCAUCCCUGCCUCACACCUUCCGUUCGAGGCCUGGUUCCCCUCCAGCUCUUGCUGAUUCACACCUCCCUGCUUAUGCACACAAUUCUCUUCCCAGAAUGCUCUUCUUCCACAUCUCCCUGAGGAACUCCUAUUCAUCCUUCAAAACCUUCCCUGAGGUCAGGGUCCCUGGUCAGGCCUCGGGGGCUGGGUGGGGAGCGAGAGAUGGGGUGGUGACUGGAGGAGAGACAGGAGGCUGCCCAGCCCCCAAGCCUUCCCAAGGGAAAAUUCCUGACUGGGCCUGGGAAGGGGGCUGUUUGUGUAUCUCAAGCUUUAAUGGGUAUUCAAUCCCCCAGGGUCCUGUUAAACUUGCAAAUUCUGAUGUGCAUGGUCUGGGGUGGGCCUGGGAUUCUGCAUCUGUAGACAAGGUCCUGGGAGAUGCUGGUGCUGCCAGUCUCGGGGACCAGCCCUUGACUAGAGGACAGAGCUGUGGCCGAUAGAGCUGGGAGCUUCUCUGUAGGGCAGGCUGCUUGACUUCAGGGCCCAGUUUGGCAGAGGAGCCCUGGAGGGAGGCCUGCGGGGGCUGGCUCUGGAGUCCACGGGGGCUGCUGAAUUACCUGGCCCCCUGGGCAGGAGAGGAGCAGCUCCCCCUGCUCCACCUGGCCAGCCAAGAAAGCCUCCAGCCAGGGAGGGGCUUGUUUGCAAGGAAGUGUCCCAUCACUUGAGAGAACAGCCACAGUAACAUGAAGUGCCCAGAGGACCCAGAAGAGCCCACGAUGAGCAGCUGGGGAGGGAGGAGUCAGGGCAAGCUUCCUGGAAGAGGAGGCGAUGUUGCGCCAGACCUGAGGGGGUAAGGGGAGGUCACCUGGUUGGCACACAAUGGAAAAGUCACCUCGGACAGAGGGAGCAGCUUGAAAAAGGGCCCCGGUGACCCUUGAAAUCACGUGACUUUUGCAGAUUUCGUGUGGGAGAACCAGAGAUUCUUUCCUGAUGUUCGUUCGGGGGCUCCCCUCUCAGCCCAUCACCCUCCCACCUCCUCCCUCCCCCACCUAGAACCCUCCCAGCUCAUUGCAGAACUCAUCCGUGCCUCCCCGUGGGGUCCCUGGAGCUCACCCAACCCCAGAGUCUCCCCGCUGGCAGAGCCCAGGCGUCACUUUUUUGCUGGCUCUGCGGCCAGAGUUUCUGGUGUGUGGUUUCUGCAGGGACACCAGCCAACAGCGAGAAAUUCCAGAAAAUUAGGAGACAAAGGGAGAGGACCAGGUAUCUUCUUUCCUUGGCAUCACAUCAAAUACCAAGGAGGCCUCUGUGAUCGAAAUUCAGAAAACAGUGAAUGUCCCAAGUGGGGCUGGAGUUUCAAGUGCUUGGGGCUUCCAGCUUCCAGCUGGGACACUCUGGCCCUGUCCCCUCCGACCCCUGUCCUUCCCGGCUGGGCCCUGGCUUCCUCCCACCCGGCCUAGUUGAUACAGGAAGGCACCCUCUGCUAGCUCUCCAUGUUUUCAUCUUGUUCACGCGGCUUUGGUGAAAACCCGGGAGAGUGUUUGUUCAUUAGUGCUUCUCCACGACCAGGGGAUACCAUGAGGGAUGAGGGGUGACAGAAAGUCCAGACCAGAGGCCUCACGUGCUGUGUGUCCUCAGAUGAGCCGCUGGCCCUCUCUGAGUCUCAGUACCUACUCUGGACAACGGUGAUGAGAGGUAAAGGAGGGCACACGGAAAGGCCCAGCCCAGGGCUGAGCACACAGUAGGGCUGCAGGGGGCGUUGAUCCUAUCCCUGGGGCACGUCCCCUCUCCCCUCACCAGCUGGCCUGUCCCUCCUUACCCCAGAGAGGGCAGAGAGCCAGAC